Molecule: messenger RNA, 3160 nt
Organism: Papilio xuthus (Asian swallowtail)
Lineage: Eukaryota; Metazoa; Arthropoda; Insecta; Lepidoptera; Papilionidae
Exons: 3
Coding region: 342-668 (108 amino acids)
Biological process (GO): negative regulation of protein kinase activity
Molecular function (GO): cAMP-dependent protein kinase inhibitor activity
Source: RefSeq, a predicted model, not a curated record
UUAUCUUGUCUUGUCUAGAUUUUAGAUAGUUCCCUUCAUCUGUCACUAUUUUUCUUUAGAUUUGGAGAAUAAUUAUCUUUUCUUCUAAAAAAGUAGUUGUUUACGAUCAUUGUAAUUCAAGUUAAUUCUCUUAUUAAUAAAUUCGGUGCAACAACGUUUCACAUUGUAAAUAUUAUACAUCUAUUUAAGUGAAAUUACAUCUAGUGAAACGGAUGAAAAUAACGUGAUUGUGAGUACGAUAUUGAAAAAUAAAACUGGUUAUAUUAAUUAAAAACGGUAAUUGGUGUUAAAGUUAUUAAUAUUUCUGUUUUAAUUGGCUUUGUAACUGAGUUAUUUUAAAAAUGUCUGGAGUGCGCGCUGGUCGCGUACCUAAGCGCCUGAGAGCUCAUCGUAUGAAGAGUCGGUCAGUGCUGAGAAUGAUGGCAAUAAUGCAGGACAGGAACAGUGAGGAGGUGCCUCGCGAGUUCUUGGAGACGGGCCGGACGGGAAGGAGAAAUGCCAUGCCUGAUAUACUGCACCCCCAGGGCGCCGAGAUGACGACGGCGGACCUGCCCUCUCGGUUGCAACAGCUGGCCACUACUGAUCCAGAGCACCCACAGCCGAGCACGUCAAAGAAUGAUCUCGAAACGUCCAAAGACGAUCAAGCAAGUAAAAGUAAUUGCAGUUGAGCUGCCUCGCAUAAGGUCGCAGACCACUGGACAUGCCCAAAGUAAAAGUAAUCUCAAAAAGGUAAAUAGAAACCCUAAGCACUGAACUUAGUGUAGGCCCACCUUUUUGUAGGAAGGUAUAGUGUACAAAUGUAGCUCUAAUUAUGAUAGUUUUUAAAGGCUAUGUGUAAUUUUAUUUGUACUAAAUAAUGACGUACAGAAGUUCUUAAAAAAGUUUUUGAAUAAAAAAUAUGACGUUUUAUAAAUAAGGAAUUUUUGUCUAUGAUAUUUUUUUUAAACUACUUUUUAAUUACUUUUGAAAACAUUUAUAAAUUCUGCUGGCAAUGACACAAAGUAAAGCAUUAAAAGUACGACAUUUUCACAUUUAAUUUAGCUAUACCUUUAAAGAUGCUAUUUAGUGUUAAAGAAAUUAAGUGUUCUAAAUGAUAUAUCAAUUAAUUUAAUUUGCUUCAAUGUGAACUGCGAUGUUUGUUAGAGCGUCAAGAUUUUUUUUUCAUAAAUGACGAGGCUAUUAACUUAGGAAAUGGUGAUAUGCGAAGCAUCGAAGCAAUUGUUUUACCUUGGUUGUGAAUGUGUACGAAAAGUUUGUGUUCUAUUUUAUGUUUUGUAUAACUCAACAAGACUCCUUGGCGAAAAACAUCGAAUCUUUGUUAUGUUAAGUCGUUGUUUAAUUAUAUUUUCCUGUAAUUUUUAGGCUAUGCUAAAUAGCUGUAGAAACAGACAAUUGUCUUAAGUAUUUCAUGUAAUUUUUUAUUUGCUGUCAUCUGUCAGUUAUUAUGCAUCAUCCGAGCGAUUUAAAAAAAGAACUGUAUCCUUUUUUCAUUUGAGUAAAAUUUGACAGAAGUCGUUGCUAAGACUACAGUCGACAGAGUACUUUGUAUGUAAAAUAAUAAAAGGUAGUAAGUUUAACCUUCAUCAUUUUUUUUAAGUUUUAUCCCCACAGCCUUGGUAUUAUAUUUUUAGAAGUUUACAAAGCUACAAAUGCUUAUUUAAAUGUUGGAUGAUUGCGAAAGCUAUAUGGUCAAAUUGACCAUAAGGGAAUCAAAUGUAAUCGAACAAUUUUACAUACAACAAUGAUGCAUUGUGAAUCGUGCAUAAUAUUUAUACCAAUAACCAGUGAUUGAUUAAUAAAUUUUAUACUAUUAAGUGCUUAGUCGCUUAUGUAUAAAUUAAGACAUUAUAAAACAUGUCAAUUAUUAAUUAAAGCAAGUAAACAUUCAUAAUCUACCUUAAAUUCAGUGCUAAGAAGAAAAUAAUUUUAAAAAUAAAUAGCUGCUAAUAUAUUCUUACCAUAGACUUGGGAGUUCAAAACAUCUUUGUAAGCCUUAAAUAUAAAAAGAAUCGACUACAAUCAUACAUUCAUAUAUACUUGGUGUAGAUGAGAGGGAAACCGUUAAUUUGCUUUUUGAAGAGUCGGCUAUAGUCUGCGAAUAUCUUUAAUGACUCAAAAAGAUUUACGUGAAUUAUCAUUAAUUUUGGAAAUCCAAUGUUGUAUUUAAAAAAAAGUCUAAAAUAUAUUUUAUAAGAUAAUUCUUUCUUAUCUUUGUAAUUUCGACCAUAGACAAAUCCAUAUUUAGUGGUGUUCCCACUAUAUUCCGUUUUAUUAGAUUUUUUUCAAGGAGAUUCUUUCUUCUUUCUAUUAAAUUAUUUCAAAUUAGCUGACUUUUUGCGCCAUUGUAUAAUUGUAUUUAGAUAUAAAGCUAUGUAGGAAUUUUUGGAAUUAGAUAUGUGUCCAUUUAGAGAAAUUAGAACAAGGAUAGGUACAGGUUUAAAAUAAUUGCGUGAAUUAAGUUUUGUACCUUUAUAUGAUGGUUUAGGAGAAAAAUAAGCUUUUAAUCGAAUAAAUUGUACAUAUCUGUAAUAAUGAGAUAUGGCAAAGUAGUUAUGUCAUUGUAAAGCACUGAAUGUCUUAACUUAGAACUACGAUUUAUUUGUUGAUUUAAAGUUUAAUUUUUUUAAACAACUUUAUUUUCCGACUGUCCGAUAUAAUAUGUAAACUAUUUUGAUUUUCAAUUAAACUUUUUACAUUGAAUAACCGAUGUGAUAAGAUGGUUAGUACCUGUUAGUUUCCAUUGUCGAAAAUUUUUGUAAAAUAAAACAUAAUAUAAUAAUUUAUUUUACUGCAAGUAACACGGCAAUAGAACUUAUCAAGAUGAGUUCGCGCCGGCGAAACGUACACAUCAAUAAGUUAUCUCUUUUGAAACCAGAGAGCCUACCACGAAUAUUUGAGACACACGCCAUCGUAAUGUCAUCGACAAAAUGUCGAAAGUAUGACAUUUGCUAAUGUAUCUUUCGCGCGGUAGGGGUGCUGCACAAUUUUUUUAUACAUAUUUUAAGUUAAGAAAACGUUCUCGUACUUGGCCCUCUGAGAACUCAUCCACCAGUUGCUUUGAAUUUAGCUGCGUUCGUAAACCGUAUUAUGUAAUAUUUUGUUAGAUCUCAUGAUGUUUAAUAAAUAUGAGUUUUGUUGUUAUUUCAAUAGGAUAAAUAGU